AUGAGCUCUAGGUACCCGGAGGACCCUUGGCGUAACUGCAGAUGCCUGGAGAAGCAGCCUUCUCCAGCUGCCAUGCUGAGUGGUGCACAUUUGACAGCUUUGCUAGUCUUCCCUGAAAGCCUUAAGCCCACGAGGGUGAUUCUCAUUUUGACAAAGCUGUAUGACUAUAACCUGGGGAGCAUCACUGAGAGCUCGCUUUGGAGGUCAACUGAUUAUGGAACAACCUAUGAGAAGCUGAAUGAUAAAGUUGGGUUGAAAACAAUUUUAAGCUAUCUCUACGUGUGUCCUACCAACAAGCGUAAGAUCAUGUUACUCACAGACCCGGAGAUUGAGAGCAGCUUACUGAUCAGCUCAGAUGAAGGGGCCACCUAUCAGAAGUACCGGCUGAACUUUUACAUUCAGAGCUUGCUUUUCCACCCCAAGCAAGAGGACUGGAUUCUGGCAUACAGCCAAGACCAAAAGUUAUACAGCUCUGCCGAAUUUGGGAGAAGAUGGCAGCUUAUCCAGGAGGGUGUCGUACCAAACAGGUUCUACUGGUCUGUGAUGGGAUCAAACAAGGAACCAGACCUUGUGCAUCUCGAGGCCAGAACUAUAGAUGGUCAUUCACAGUACCUAACUUGCCGAAUGCAGAACUGCACAGAGGCCAACAGGAAUAAACCCUUCCCAGGCUACAUUGACCCAGACUCUUUGAUUGUCCAGGAUGAUUAUGUGUUUGUUCAGCUGACAUCAGGAGGACGGCCGCAUUAUUACGUGUCCUACCGAAGGAAUGCGUUUGCCCAAAUGAAGCUGCCCAAGUAUGCUUUGCCCAAGGACAUGCACGUCAUCAGCACAGAUGAGAAUCAAGUGUUUGCAGCAGUGCAAGAAUGGAACCAAAAUGACACCUAUAACCUCUAUAUCUCAGACACCCGUGGGGUCUAUUUCACGCUGGCCUUGGAGAAUGUUCAGAGCAGCAGAGGUCCUGAGGGAAACAUCAUGAUUGACCUCUAUGAGGUAGCAGGGAUAAAGGGAAUGUUCUUGGCUAACAAGAAGAUUGACAACCAAGUGAAGACUUUCAUCACGUAUAACAAAGGCCGAGACUGGCGUUUGCUGCAGGCGCCUGACACAGAUCUAAGGGGGGACCCCGUGCACUGCUUACUGCCCUACUGCUCACUGCACCUUCACCUGAAGGUCUCUGAGAACCCCUACACCUCAGGGAUCAUCGCCAGCAGAGACACAGCGCCCAGCAUCAUAGUGGCUUCAGGUAACAUAGGUUCCGAAUUGUCAGACAGCGACAUCAGCAUGUUUGUCUCUUCAGAUGCAGGGAACACCUGGAGGCAGAUCUUUGAAGAAGAGCACAGCGUUUUGUAUCUGGAUCAAGGUGGAGUCCUGGUUGCUAUGAAGCACACGUCUCUCCCGAUUCGACAUCUCUGGUUGAGUUUUGAUGAAGGGAGAUCUUGGAGCAAAUACAGUUUCACAUCUAUUCCACUCUUUGUGGAUGGGGUUUUGGGCGAGCCUGGGGAAGAGACUCUAAUCAUGACAGUGUUUGGACACUUCAGCCACCGCUCCGAAUGGCAGCUGGUCAAGGUGGACUACAAGUCCAUUUUUGAUAGACGGUGUGCCGAGGAGGACUACCGACCCUGGCAGCUGCACAGCCAGGGGGAAGCAUGCAUCAUGGGAGCAAAAAGGGUAUAUAAGAAGCGAAAAUCAGAGAGGAAGUGUAUGCAAGGAAAAUAUGCAGGAGCUAUGGAAUCUGAACCUUGUGUCUGCACGGAGGCCGAUUUUGACUGUGACUACGGUUAUGAGCGACACAGCAAUGGUCAGUGUCUGCCAGCAUUUUGGUUCAAUCCGUCUUCUCUGUCAAAGGAUUGCAGCUUAGGACAGAGUUAUCUCAACAGUACCGGGUAUAGGAAAGUGGUUUCCAAUAACUGCACCGAUGGAGUAAGAGAACAGUACACUGCCAAACCGCAGAAGUGUCCCGGGAAGGCCCCGCGGGGGCUGCGGAUUGUCACUGCUGAUGGGAAGUUGACGGCAGAACAGGGGCACAACGUUACUCUCAUGGUGCAGCUGGAAGAGGGUGACGUCCAGAGGACACUCAUCCAAGUGGACUUUGGUGAUGGCGUGGCAGUGUCUUACGUCAACCUCAGCUCCAUGGAAGAUGGCAUCAAACAUGUCUAUCACAACGUGGGCAUUUUCCGAGUGACGGUGCAGGUGGACAACGGUCUGGGGUCGGACAGCGCCGUCCUGUACUUACAUGUAACUUGUCCCCUGGAGCAUGUACACCUGUCUCUUCCCUUUGUCACCACGAAGAACAAAGAGGUCAACGCAACUGCAGUGCUGUGGCCCAGCCAAGUGGGCACCCUCACUUACGUAUGGUGGUAUGGAAACAACACAGAGCCUCUGAUCACCUUGGAGGGAAGCAUAUCAUUCAAGUUUACUUCUGAAGGGAUGAACACCAUCACAGUCCAGGUCUCUGCCGGGAAUGCCAUCCUGCAAGACACAAAGAGCAUUGCGGUGUAUGAGGAAUUCCGGUCCCUUCGCCUGUCCUUCUCUCCGAACCUGGACGACUACAACCCUGAUAUCCCCGAGUGGAGGAGGGACAUCAGCCGAGUCAUCAAAAAGUCCCUGGUGGAAGCCACAGGGGUCCCAGGCGAGCACAUCUUGGUGGCAGUACUCCCUGGCUUGCCCACCGCAGCUGAGCUCUUUGUCUUGCCCUAUCAGGAUCCAACUGGAGAAAGCAAAAGGUCAGCAGAAGACCUGGAGCAGAUAUCAGAACUGCUGAUCCACAAGCUCAAUCAAAACUCGGUGCACUUUGAGCUGAAGCCUGGGGUCCAAAUCCUUGUCCAUGCGGCUCACUUAACAGCAGCCCCGCUGGUGGACCUCACUCCAACUCACAGUGGGUCUGCCAUGCUGAUGCUGCUCUCAGUGGUGUUUGUGGGGCUGGCCGUGUUCGUCAUCUACAAGUUUAAAAGGAAGAUCCCGGGGAUUAAUGUUUAUGCCCAGAUGCAAAAUGAGAAAGAACGAGAGAUGGUCAGUCGAGUCAGUCCCACUGAAAGCAGGCCCCAUAUCCCUCAGACUGAACUCAGGAGGCCUGGCCAACUGAUAGAUGAGAAGGUGGAUUCCCAGCUCAUAGGAAGUAUUUCCAUAGUUGCUGAGAAUCAAAGCACAAAAGAAAUCCCUACCUAUGUAAAUGUUUGA
Puma concolor (puma) is the source of this 3174-nucleotide messenger RNA. The record is from RefSeq and is a predicted model, not a curated record. NCBI's taxonomy places the organism in Eukaryota, Metazoa, Chordata, Mammalia, Carnivora, Felidae.